CCCCCUUCUAAAAGCACCUAUUCUGUGCACGCGAGCACUCCCCAUUCCUCUAGCCCUCUCUUCCGACACACACACGCACACACACCGCGCAGUCAGAGUGGUGCUGAACGAGAAGCGCAGUCGUCUCACAGUUUCUCAUCAAUUCGAUCCGGCGCUCAGUGAAUUGAAGCAUCCCUGUGCCAAGUUCCUCACAGUUUUCCUUUUACUUUUAUUCCAACAUGAUAAGAGGCACUGGAAUAUUCUCCCACGCUUCGCACUAGAAAAGUUUUGUCAGACAACAUAUCACGGCCAUAACACUGCACUGUAAACUAGCUUGAAAACAAAUUGGGCAUUUCGGAAAUUCUGCAUCUUCAAGAUGGCUCUGAACACAGACACCAACGCACCAACUGCUGCUCUAAGUGUAGGGCAGGAAGAAGAGCAGCAACAAAAUGAACAACUGACCAAUCAACAACCAGAUGACUGGUCUGACCAGACCCCCAUAUCCUCUCAGCCAGUGAAGACUGAGCAUCAAGAUCCACCCACUGACUCAGAGUCCACUCCUGCUCCAGAAAGCUCAGUCCAGUUGAACGGCCUGUCCAAAGACUACCUGCCAGUCAUCGAUGAAAAGAUGGAAACAAGUAAUGGAGUCUGCUCUAAUGCUGUCGAGGCUUCUCCUCCUACCUUAUCCCGUUCUUCUCCCCCUCGUCAUCAUCAUGCUAAGUCUGGCCAUGUUCAUGCUAAUGGCCAUGCCCGCCUCGGCAGUCGCUCAGGUUCAAUGAGCCAUGCUGGGUCACCUCGGCCCUCGCUCAGCCGCCAGCCCAGUGCUGCCACAGAGAGUGGAGGAGAUGGCACCAAGCCCAACGAUUACCUUAUAAUGGCCAUUCUUGCCUGCUUCUGCCCUCUCUGGCCUAUCAACAUCGUCGGCUUGACCUUCUCUGUUAUGUCUCGGUACAGUCUGCAACAAGGAAACGUUGAUGGAGCGCGGCGUCUUGGCCGCAACGCAAAGGUCCUCUCAAUCGUCUCUAUUGUGGGCGGAGUUAUCAUCAUUGCUGCCACCAUUGUCAUCAACUGGGGACUGAUAUUAAAGUCCUGAGGGUAGUCAUGACAAUCAAACCCAAGAGGAAUUUCUGACCAACCAACUGAUCCAUGAUGACCAUCGUUCUCCUCUCACCCUGCAUUUCCACAUAUUACUGAAGCACCUCAAGAUUGAUUUUUCGUUUUUUUUCUACAAUACAUCAAGUUCCUGAGACCAAACACCCCCUUUCCAUCUGUAGGAACAAAAUCAGCAAAAUCAGGAGUGAAGACUUCCCCAGCAUUUUAAAUGGAGGUAUAAAUGACUGCAGCCAGCGGAAUCAUAACAUGCAUGUUUUAUGGGGGGUUUUUUUUCAGCAAAAAGGACUAAUUGCUUUUUAAAUGAUGUCAGCAAAGAGGCAUUCAGUAUGAUCUCAUUUCCUGUCUAAAGUCCUUUGUGUGUGUGUGUGUGUGUGUGUGUGUGUGUGUGUGAGAGAGAGAGAGUGAGAGAGAGAGAGAGAGAGAGAGAGACAGAGACAGAGACAGAAAUAGAGAAAGAAUAAAAGAGCAAGAUGUUUGUUGAAGGCACUUUGGGUAGAGAACAUGUGACAGAUGAUCUAUUCCUGUGCUACGUUACACACUUUCUGAGUAAAGAUAUCAGAUUCAUAGAUAAAGAGAAUAGCACAUUUUAAACCUAAUGUAGAUUAAUGGCAGAAAAGGCAAUUACUGAAAUGAUGAAGGAGAGAUAGCCAAAAAGGAAACGUGAGCAGAAUCUCCAUCCAGCAUUCUCUACUAGACACGAUCGAAAUCCCAAAGGAGCAAGACAAUAAAAGAAACUCGCAUGCGCACUCCUACAGUGUAUUUCCUGCUCUGCUUUCCUUUUCCUGAUAUGUAUUUAUGGCCACACACUAAUGUUUGGCACAUUAUCAGAGGUGGAUUUGUGUCAGAUAAGCGCAUGUAGGUGAACACACUCGAACAGACAGCACAGACGUGAGCUUCCUGACCGACUGACGGUAACUAAAGCGUGUUGAUGGUGUGGAGUAGGGAGAAGGGAGGGGGAGCAGGGCUGAACUGGGCUGCAGUCCUUUGUUUCACACAGAUGGAGAGAUGAGAGAGGGAGGGAGUGAGGAUGAGAGGGAGGUGGCAAACUGCUGAUGAAAAGCUACUCUAGAGAUGGAGAGAUGCACGGAGUUGCAGUAGAGAAGGAUGCAAACAUGCUGUGUGUGUGUGUGUGUGUGUGUGUGUGUGUGUGUGUGUGUGUGUGUGUGUGUGUGUGUGUGUGUGUGUGUGUGUGUGUGUGACUGAGUGAGUAUGUACAAAGGAGGGGGUUAUGCAGUAUUCCCCUGCACCCUUUCCCCCUCUCCUUCCCUUCCCAGACUUCCCAGACCACCAGUGCAACCCUGUGAAGAGGAAUAAGUGUUAAGUUAGUGUUAUUGUCAGGGGUUUUUUUUAGCUUGUGUAACUGCACAUGAUCUUAAUGUUUACAAGACCAGUAUCAGCCUGCACAAUCACAUCCCAUAAAUGCAAAAUCGACACAGCUGAAUCGGUUCCUUUGAUUGACUCGUUUUCUGUCACUCAACAGUGUGAUUUCUCUCUUCGCUUUGGGUAGCUUUGCCAAAACAGAAUCUGUGCCAAGUCUCUGAAAGCUAGCUUUUUAGCUUUUCUCUUUUGGAUCAGAAGAUAUUUAGGUUUGUGUGUGUGUGUGUGUGUGUGUGUGUGUGUGUGUGUGUGUGUGUGGGAGAGAGAGAGAGAGAGUGAGAGAGAGGUAAGUGAUGAUACUCCUGAGUUAUAAUCAUAAUAUCCCAGUCCCCAAAAAUGUGGUAUAUCACUUCAUAUACAUCUUAUUAUGUAUGAGUGUCAUGGGAGCGUCAUCUAAAUCUACUUCCUGGGUGAACUCUUUCUCACUUAAUUGAUGAAAAAAAAUACUGCAGUUUUUUCAUAGACCCCUGUUUUACAUGGUUGAUGUUUACAGUGUAAUGGCUUUUUUGACGUAAGAUAAUAAGUGGAGUGAUGAGUGUUUUUUAUUUUAUUUUUAUUUUUAAUCUUUUGUGAAGGUUUUUAAAAGGCAAGUCCUUUGUUUUGUAGCACUUUGUAAAUACAUGAUAUUAAAAACAAACCCCUGUAUACGGCAAGGUGUACAGCAUUGUUAAGCACCAUUACCACAUGCUGGGUCCAGUGACAUGCAGGCUGCAGAGCCUGUUAUAUAUUUGAGGUUUGAGAGCUGCACAAAUGAGGUUUUGUCCACUAGAGGGCAAGGUGGCACUAGAGUAAGCACCUGGCAAAUAUUCUGGACUUUUGUCUUUCAGAACCAAUGAACUGGGACUAAGACUGGGCUUGAAUGCAGCUGGAGGUCAGUUUACAGCUGAAUACUUUAUGCAUUAGCACAUCAUUUUCAGGGACCCUUUUUCGUUCUGUAUUAUUGGUGGACAAAAUCUAUCAAUGUGCAUGUUUAAAACGUGGUGGUGACAGAAAUGAAUGAAUUGGCAGAAAUUGUGUUGGACUGAAUCUUUUGCUACAUUUUACCUAACAAUGGCAACUUCUAUUAUGAGUUGAAUCGUUUACCAUUUUGUUCAGUUCUUUUGCUUCCCUCAACUAUUAAUAACCUGUAGCAUGCCGAUUUUUUAAUUAGCAUUAAUCCGAAACAUGCUGCGCAGCAAUGUGAGAACCUUGGCCUUGUUUCUGUUCUCUUGAAAUGCUUUAACUGGCUGAAGAUAUUUACUCUGCCUGCACUGCUAGCUUUCGUAAUGUAAAUACUAAUGUACAUAUUUAUAUGUAUAUAUUUGUACUGCUACUUUCUGCCUAUGCGUUAUUCUUUGACGAAUAUUAGAUUGUUAGUAAUGCAAUUUCAUGACUGUUAUCACGACAGUGAUUUCACACAUUCUAUUGUUAUACUAUAUUUAUUGUUUAACAUAUUUUUACGGUUAUGUACUUCAGAAUUGUUGCCUCUGAGUGAACUAAAUAUACAGGACUGUGCAAAAAGUCUUAGGCACCCUAUUUUUUUUUAUUAUAUUUUUUUUAGUACAAUCUUUGUUAUAGAUUUUUAUUUUAUUCUUCUAAAUUUUAUUCUUUUAUAUGUCUACGUUAUCGAGUCAGUACAAAAAACAGUUUAGAUUCCCAAAUGUUAGUUUUCCAGCACCAAAUGAAAUGUUACAGAAAAAUGUUUGUAUGUCAGUAAAGAAAGUAGCAUAUUAUGUAAGAGGCCACUUUUCAGACGAAGAGUUUUUGGGUUUUGCUGCAAAAAUAAGAAGCGAGUGCGAUAGUCAAAGUCUCCUGAAGAACCGUGCCUGGUUCUGCAAGAUGCUCAAUAACACUUAUUAAUUAAAUUAAAAAGCAAAGGGUCGUCACACCAAAUAUUGCCUUAGUUUCAUUUAUUACUGUUUACUGCUCUUUAAAGUAUAUUUUUAAUGUAGAAACAUUUCAUUUCAUUAUUUUCGAAGGCAUCUUUGCGCUACAGCACUUCUUUGCAUGUGCCUAAGACUUUUGCACAGUACUGUACAUACUGUAUUAUAUGCACCAUAGCUUUGCAGUCAGUUGUUUGGCUGUCAGGUUUUAGUGGUACAUUUCUGAGGUGUGAACUUUGACCUCACGUGUACACAGGUUAUUACAGAAUCCACAUGCUGCUUAGUGACAUUCAGAAGGAGGAAUCAUCUAAUCUUUCAGUGACACCAGCUCACUAAAAUCUGCAUUUUUAAAGGACAAUGUAAAAAAGCACUCUAUGCCAGUUCUUUUUGUCCUUCUUGUUCAGUGAGUCUACUUUCCUUCACUGCAUAAUCUCACCCUGCAUAAUAUCACCCUUAUGUUGGGUAAGCCACCAGUGCCAGAGGUUGAUGCUUUCUUUUUUUUUCUCUCUCUCUCUCUCUCUAUGAAAUUAAUGUUUCUUGCAUUAUGACUGCCCUACUGCUUCUAUAAUCCUGACUUUGUGCAGACUUGCCUGUGCAUGCCUUAACGGAUUGCUUUUAACCAACAAUAUGUGAUGUACACAGUAUGUAGAACAAGGCCUAUGAUGGAGCCCUAUGUAUUGAUCUUGCUUCAGUCCUGACUGGUACUAAUGAUAUUUCAGUGAGCAUUAAUAAACUCUUCCUCAUUAGUGGCACUUCUGUGUUGUGUGGAAUAAAAAUACCGUGCGAGAUGGUGUACAUGUACAGAGCCGAUCAAAAAUGUUUGCGUUCCAUUAAAUAUUGAAUUAUUGUAUUGUAUUUAUAUAAUGAUUUCUAAUGGGACUCCCAAGCAUCCAGGACAAGCAGAUUACAUGUCCAGGAUAUCAAGUUUGUUUGUUCUUUUUCAUGCCCAAGUGUUCGAGUUGGUUCACUAGGCUGCUGAUGUAGCAGUCACCAGCAUUUUUCUGUUCUCCACUCUGCCAGCAACCAGAGAAAUUAAAUUUAAAAAAAAAAAAAAAAACAACCUCUACUCCUUAUUGACUUUUGCAAAAGAUAACCUUUCAUUUGACAUGCUUGUUUAACCAAAGCUCCUCUAUGCUAUGGCCUGAAUGACUCUUCUGUUUUCUGUGCUACACGAACUAAGGACGCAGAGUGGUUAAAAAAAUUCUACUAGAUGAAUUAAUUAGCAUGGCUAAAUGCUAGACUUUUUAGACUCAGGAACACAAAGGGAUGUGGACAGAAUGACAACUAAGCAAAAUGCUGUACAGAA
Ictalurus punctatus (channel catfish) is the source of this 5637-nucleotide messenger RNA. Its product is annotated as proline-rich transmembrane protein 2. The transcript is spliced from 5 exons. Bases 356 to 1072 code for a protein of 238 amino acids. Gene Ontology annotation, cellular component: membrane. The record is from RefSeq and is a predicted model, not a curated record. NCBI's taxonomy places the organism in Eukaryota, Metazoa, Chordata, Actinopteri, Siluriformes, Ictaluridae.